Molecule: messenger RNA, 642 nt
Organism: Fusarium mangiferae
Lineage: Eukaryota; Fungi; Ascomycota; Sordariomycetes; Hypocreales; Nectriaceae
Exons: 2
Coding region: 1-642 (213 amino acids)
Source: RefSeq, a predicted model, not a curated record
AUGAUGCUGUUAACAUUCCUCCUCAUUCAAGCCUGCGGCCUUGUGUCUGCCCAAGUUGUCUCUCCCUACCCGGUAUCAGACUGUGGCGGUGGCAUAGCAGGCACGGAGCUUCAAUGCCCCGAUCAGCCCGGCUGCUGCUCGGGUGGUGCAAUGUGCUGCGCCGGCGGCUGUUGUCCACUAUCUGCCAUUUGCGUCAAUAGUGGCACAUCUAAUGAGCAGUGCUGCGACCUCUCGGAUAAGUCUCUCUGUGGAGCAGCUGUUACUGACUCGUCUCCUGCGUGCCCAACUGCCCCCGGCAUCCAUCCGUCAAAGCUUUGCGUCGGGGUUGACAGUGACUGGUACUGUCCUUGGGAUGCUGUAUGCAACAACGCAGGCGGAGGCUGCAUCGGUGGAAGAGCCAAAAGGGACAAUUGCAAUGGACAGGCAACAGAGACGGCAGUGGAAACUGCAGAAGAGACUGCAGCAGAGACAGAGUCGGACUCUUUCACGGAUGACUUCGCAACCACUACGGAAUCCUCAGCUCUUAGUACUGCGGUAGAUACGUCGGCCUCUCAUUCAGAGACCAAGAGCUCACUUGCUGUGUCUCUCUAUAAUUUGCCAACCGUAGUACUUACUGUCGCUUUUAUCUUUGCAGCAUAUUAG